Messenger RNA from Oreochromis niloticus (Nile tilapia), 2111 nucleotides. RefSeq names its product B-cell receptor CD22. NCBI's taxonomy places the organism in Eukaryota, Metazoa, Chordata, Actinopteri, Cichliformes, Cichlidae. The record is from RefSeq and is a predicted model, not a curated record. Bases 206 to 1972 code for a protein of 588 amino acids. The transcript is spliced from 9 exons.
ACUUUGAUUGUGUUAAAACGUGUUUGUCUGCAGACACUGAAAUCAGCUCUGUAUUCAGGUUUUCCUCUUAGACAGCUCAUGAAUUUGAACAUUUAUUCACAUUUUUGAUAUUUUAUAAAUUUUGAUAUUAACAGAAGUCAUAGCAAGGACUAAAUUAUAUUCACACAAUCAACUUUUUGAUUAGAAGUGAAAAUCUACAACAGCCAUGUUGUUGGCAGAAGCUGGAUGUUUGUUUCUGGGAUUCAUUCUGUGUCUGUCAGGUGUUCAGGGAAAACCAAACAGCAUCUGUGCCUUGAAAGGUUCAUCAGUGAAUCUGCCCUGCUCAGAUCAACAUCCCACUGCAAGAAAUAGCUGGUACACUGGACACUGGACUGUCUCCAAGAUAAUGUUCUCAGCAGAUGAAACACAUGUAAAGUACAGCAUGUCAGCAGAGAGUAAUUUCACUCUAACAAUCAAUAAUCUAACAAAGAGAGAUGCAAAUCUUUACUGUUGCAUUAAAACUGCUGACACAUCAAAGUGUCAACAAAGUGGAAUUCAUCUCCAAGUUACAGAGCUGCAGGUAAAGGUGAUUCCUGCCACAGAUGGACAGACAGUAACACUGAUGUGCAGCAGCAGCUGUCCUCUGACUGAAAAGCCUGCAGCCUACAUCUGGUACAAGAACAGAGAGUUUCUCUAUGAGGACUGGUCUCCCUGGUACCAAGAGCUGCUCAGCAGUGAGGAAGCAGUCACAUACUCCUGUGCUGUCAAAGGCUACGAGGAUCUCAGAGCCCCUGAAGUCUCUGUGGAUUCCAUCACAGAGACCUGCUUCAGUGUGACCUAUGCUAAAGGGAGAAUGUGUUCUUCUCAGCAGACAUCAGUGGACGAGUCCUGCUCCAUCACAUAUCCCAGAGAAAUUCAUAUCCAGAGGACUCCUGCUGAACACAGAGGUUUCAUCAGACUGACCUGUAACAGCAGCUGUUUUCUGACUGACCCUCUGAUUUCCUUUGUGUGGUAUGAGAACAGAAAGCCUACACUGAAGGAGGGAAAACAGAUUCAGGUUCCCAGCUCUCAUCCAGACAGUUUGUCUUGUGCUAUAAAAGGUCUUGAGGAUGUGCGCUCUGCUGACGUCUGUGUUAGUGAUUCCUGCUGGAGUCUGAAUUAUGUCCACAGCAGAAUCUGUGCUCUUGAAGGAUCUUCAGUCAACAUCUCCAGUAAAUACUCACGUCCUGACUACGAGCAGAUACAGUCUAAAUGUUGGUAUAAAGUCAAGAGAGAAGCUGAACAGCUGACUGAGGAUGCAGAUCAUGUGGAGUAUGAUGACAGCAUGAAGAACCAACACAUCCUCAGAUUAAAGAAGCUGAAGAGAGAUGACUCAGCAGAAUACAGGUUCACCUUCACAACAGAAAAUGAAGAAGUGACACAGUCUGAUUUUCCUGGAGUUACUCUGAUUGUCACAGAGCUGAGAGUGAAGAUGAGUCCUUCUGCAGUGGUGACAGACGGUCAGAGAGUCACACUGACCUGCAGUACCAGCUGUCCUCUGACUGACAACACAAACUACAUUUGGUACUUGAACAGUCGACCUCUGACCCUGAACCAGAACAAACAUCUGAUCCUAGACCCAGUCAGCAGGGAGGAUGCAGGAAGCUACUCCUGUGCUGUGAAAACCAACAAAGAUAUCAGCUCUGCUCCAAAGACUCUCACUGUCCAAAGUAUCACAGGAACAUGGACACCAGCAGCUGCAGGAGUUUCUGCUGCUCUGCUGCUUUUAAUACUUCUCACUGUCUGCUGGUGGAUCAGAAAAAAGAGGACUUCCAGUCAGUCUCCAAGAGGAGAAAUUUCAGAUACAGUGCAGCAGAUGAACAUUGACCCCAUGUAUGUAAACAUCUCAGCUCAGUCAGCAGAUCAGGAUGAUCAUCACUACAGCAGACUGCACUUCAGUGAGAACCACACAGCUGAUGUCUACUCCACCAUCGAGCCACUGUGUGCUAAAUAAAGUUUGUUACCAUGGUGACGUCAUCUCCAGUGAUAUUACUUUACCAUCACAGCAGAGAAACUGCAGCUUCUGGAUCUUUCUGUGGGUUACACUUGCUUCAUCGGAAUAUUAAAUACAGGUAGAAAUAAGUAGAAAUUGA